This is a messenger RNA of Plodia interpunctella (Indianmeal moth), 3326 nucleotides long. RefSeq lists its product as uncharacterized. Bases 346 to 2454 code for a protein of 702 amino acids. Lineage: Eukaryota; Metazoa; Arthropoda; Insecta; Lepidoptera; Pyralidae. The record is from RefSeq and is a predicted model, not a curated record. The transcript has 15 exons.
GACGCGAUUUUCCACCCAUACACACGUAUUUCUAGGUUAUAUUAAAUCUAUUACAAAUAUAUUAUUGGUUACGAGAAAACGUGCCUUGACUCUUAACACAAUACAAAUAAAGUUCAAAGAAAGAUUUGUGAAUGCAGUUUAUAAGUUGUUGAAAGAAGUGACACCCAAAAGAAUAUAAAGACGCCAAAUCAAAUAUUACUCUUUAUAAUUAUAGUAUAGAUUGAACACAUGACCAUAUUUUGAUAAUAAAGAAUAGAUAUUAGUGUCAUAAUAUUGAUAUUGUAAUGCAAUAUUAAAGUCUAUGUGAACAAAGUAACUGUGAUAUAGUAACGUAAUUAUGUGACAAUGGAUCCUCAAGAAUUAGUGCCUUUAGAAUCAGACCUACAUAGGCCCCAGCGGCCUGCAGUUGGACGUCAUUGCAGCCGCAUCGCAUCACAAUCCUGCACACAGGUCCCGCUCAGGCUGUGCAGGAUGCUGGCCCUGUUGAUUAUGGUGCCGAGCGCUUUUAUAUUCGUACCUUUAUAUUUAAGAUACAGAGUAUAUUCUGGCCAGAUGUACCCGAUGAGUAUGACCGACAUGAGGCUGAUCGACAGCAAGAUAUCGACCACCUGGUGCCAGAGACAAGUGGUGAAGUCCAAUGCAACAUUUAACGCGUUCGUGGUCCCAGGUCCCCCGGAGUUCAGUCAGGAGCUGGUCCCCGUGUCCAUGACGAGGAAGCUGGAACUAGAAGACGACAUGAAAGAAUACUGGGGAUUUUAUCUGCUGAAGGGGUCCAGCGUGACUGUGUCUACUUGCGUUAGAUGGCCUGGCGCUUCCCUCAUCAUGAUCAAAGGGUAUAAACACCUGAAAGACUGCGCGUACAUCGGAGACGAUUCCUCUGAAGAGUUGGACGAACUGAUGGAAGCCAACAAGCUCGGGUUAAUCAGCAACGUGGAGCUGAUGGAGAAGAUACAGCAGCUGAAUAAGGUUGAUGGGAAAGCUAAUCAACCAGAUGCCAUGAAGAGGCACAAAGCCGGUGUCAGCUUCCACGACCCAAACAAUAUAGACAACAUCACAUCUCCAGACAAUGUUCCGACAAUAGACGUUACUGAUCAUGAUCCUAAGGAGCUCCGUGAGAUCCUAGAACGUCUCCACGCAAUCAGAGAAGCAGCUAAACAGGAGUCGUUGAAGUACUACCGGCCUCCCGACCACCUGAUGUCGCUGCCAGCCCUCCACAGGCACAGGGACACCAAUGUCGAUAAGGAUGAGAGAAGAUUUUUGAGCUUUAAAGAUAUUGAUGGUAAAAAUAGUGAAAUAGACACAAAUUCUGACAAUCAAACAACAGAUAUUAUUGAAACUAAAGUAACUACGGUUAUACCAACAAGUACAAUGGAAGCAUCAGGAAAUUCACAUACAGAUAAGAUUGAACCUACAACUGUUAUCAAUGACGAGGAAAUAACUAAAAAUAUUAAUAAAGAAGUGGAAUCUGCUACUGAUGGUCUAAAACUCAUUGCUACGAAGUUUACAACUGAAAAACCAAUCACUGAAGAACCCAAUUCAAGAGAAGUUUUCGAAGAUGUGCUAAGGAGGCUGAAGGUUUUAGGAGAUAGGGGGAAGCGAGUGCUUGUUCGAUUGCAUGACACCAUGGGGGUGGAAUAUCAAGAGUCUACAGAUACGGGGCCUAAACCUGAUAUCAUGUCCAAGAUAGCUGGCAGCAGUGAAGAGCUGGAUCAUCUGAGACAGGUGCUCGUGGAAGCCAUAGACGAGGAAAAGACGAGGUACCAGAGACAACAAAAACGUCGUGAUGCCCGCGACACUGCUCGCGCUAAGAGGGAACUGAUGCUGGGUCAGAUUGAACUGGAGAAGUCAUUCAAUGAAGACGAUGAAGCCAGAGACUACGCUGCUGAAGAGGGCCUCCUCCAGCCAGAUGGUUAUGCAGAACACCACGAGCAAGUGAACGAGACAACAGACUUCGACAUGUCUAACUCUGAAUACUGGUCAUCAUUCUCCAGCAGCGAGGAGGCGUUGCUAGAAUGCGACGGACUGAUAUUAAACCUGCCGUUGACUCCCUCUGCCAGUUGUACUGACGAUGGAUCGGAUGAACAAACUAACAGGGCUGCUCGAUCUAACGCCUUGACUUACAGAGUGCCAGCCAAUGGUUACUACUUCUUUGUAUUCAACUCGGAGAACGAGGUGCAGACGAACUUCAUCAAAGCCAAGUUUGACCUUCAGAAGACCAGAUACGACGUGGCCAGAACAGCUUUGAGGGAGUGCAAGAAUAGCACGGAGAGAUGUGACCUCUCGCUCGAUAUAUUUUCGAGCCAAAAGGUGGUCCUGGAAGUACCACUGCGCAACAACGAGUCCCUUUGGAAUGAGCAGUUCGUGAUCGUAUCGGAAUGUGAACCCAGGACAUCCGUGUAUCUGUUCUGUGUCAUCGCCGUGCCAAUACUCAUAUUGGUAUUCGCUUUCCAAUGAGGGAUAUAUUUGUGGUUUUUAGCUCCAGACGCAAAAUGAGGGGUGUUACAAGUUUGACCGCUAAGUGUGUCUGUCUGUGAACCGUAGCUCAUCAACGUGUGAACCUAUUCUGAUGCGAUUUGUUUUUAAAUUUGAUAACAUUUUUUUUUGCGGUGGUUCUUAGAUAUGUUUGAUCGAAAUCGGUUCGGCCGUUCAAAAAUUGUAGCGAAAUGAAUAUUGAAAAUCGUGGGUUUUUUAAUUUGUCUGCAAAAUAAACUUGAGAAACGUAAAGACAAUACACAGAUAUAAGAUUUUAAUGUAACAUUCUUAUAAAACAGUUGGCAUAUUCAUACGGUUUGCAUAUAUCAUUAUAUGGCCAUUUGUAUGACAGCUCUAAUUUAGCUCAAGAGGUAAAUUAAAGCUCUCAUACAAUCUAAACAAUGAAGGAACGAAAGAAAUAUAUUUAUUUGGUUAUUUGGUAAAUACAACACACAAUAGAAAUAUUUAGAAAUAUCUGCGCCGCGUUGCUUCGCUCCAGUGGGAAUUUUGGGAUAAAAAGUAUGUGUUAUUCCAGGCUAUAUUCAGGUACCCGUGUACCAAAUUUCAUAACAAUCCGUCCAGUAGAUUUUGCGUGAAAGUAUUAAACUUUCUACUACACACAUACAUCGUUACGAACUUUCGCAUCUAUUGUAUUAGUAGGAUUUCAUGUGCCAACAAACAGCCAUUUAGUUACAAGUUUUCAUAAUUAACUCGAUCAUGUUUUCCCGCCUUUAUUAACGAACUACCUACAUAUUAAUAGAUUAAGUGCGUCUUAAUAUGUAAGUAAAGAAUUUUGUUGAUAAAUAUGACUAGUCAUUAAGAAAUAAAUUAUACAACAUUAAUUAUUUAUUGUA